Molecule: messenger RNA, 1833 nt
Organism: Diabrotica virgifera virgifera (western corn rootworm)
Lineage: Eukaryota; Metazoa; Arthropoda; Insecta; Coleoptera; Chrysomelidae
Gene: NO66
Product: ribosomal oxygenase 1
Exons: 6
Coding region: 87-1739 (550 amino acids)
Cellular component (GO): nucleolus
Molecular function (GO): histone H3K36 demethylase activity; histone H3K4 demethylase activity
Source: RefSeq, a predicted model, not a curated record
GGUACGGUGGUCGGUCGGUGGUCGGUGACAUUUGGUGACGACCACGUGACGACGACAUUCACAUUUUUCACGUAAAUAAAUUCAUAAUGAAUACUCCAAUUUCAGCGUUUUCAGUUUAUAGAAAAAAGCCAAAUCCAAAAAUAGUUAAAAGACAGAUCGUUGUAAAAAAACAGGUUAAAAAGAAAAUGACUAUUUCUUUAAAAAAAUGCGUGAAUAAAAUCAAGCAGAAAAAUACCAAUCCUAAUCCACAAAAAUUGAAGGACACUGUAAAACCAAGAGCUGUGAUAACACAUAAUCUAAAUCAAAACUUUAAGAAGGUAGAUAAUAAAAUAAAGAAAACCACAUCUCCACUAAGCACAAAACUUAAAAAAGGUACGGUAUUUCACAAUAAAGAUCCAGUUUCGGAAAGUUUAAAAUUAUUUAAAUGGUUAAUUGCACCUCUAAGUCCAACCAAGUUUUUUGAACAGUACUGGGAAGUUAAAGCCCUACACAUACAACAUAAUUCACCUCACUACUUUAGUGAUAUCUUGACUACAGCAAGAUUGGAUAGUAUUUUUAGGGAAUUUCCGUUAUACUACACCAAAAACAUUGAUGUCGUCUCAUAUGAAAAUGGUGUAAAAGAAGUUCACAAUGAACAAGGAAAGGUGGUUGCUUCUGCUUUAUAUGAUUAUUAUUCAAAUGGUUGUAGUAUAAGACUUCUAAAUCCUCAGACGUAUGAUCAAAAAGUUCAUUUAUUGGUAUCAACAUUACAGGAGUAUUUUGGCACUUUAGUGGGAGCGAAUACUUAUUUGACGCCACCAAACAGCCAAGGCUUUGCUCCACAUUAUGAUGAUAUCGAAGCUUUUGUUAUACAGUUAGAAGGAAGAAAACAUUGGAAAUUGUAUAAACCCAGGGGUAGCGAUGUUUUAGCUCGUGAGUCCAGUCCUAAUUUAAAACAUCAUGAUAUUGGAGAACCUUUUAUGUCCGUUACCUUGAAUGCUGGAGAUAUACUUUAUUUUCCUAGAGGUACGAUUCACGAGGGUAGGACUGAUCCUGAUUGCCAUUCAUUCCAUAUAACAGUGUCAGUCUAUCAGCAUAAUUCUUUCGCCGAUUUGUUAGAACAUGCUUUACCUGAGGCCCUAAAAAAAGCAUCACUUGACAACAUACGUUUUCGGAAAGGAUUACCACUUAAUUAUUUGAAACACACAGGUUAUGUAAAUCGAAAUAUAAUAUCAGAGGAAAGAUUAAAUAUAAAGGCAGAAAUUGAAAAAUUAUUUGACUCUCUGAGGGAUUAUAUUGACAUCGAUAAAGCAGCUGAUCAAUUAGGUAGAAGGUUUAUGUAUGAUUCAAUGCCCCCGACAUUGUCAAAACAAGAAGUAUGUCAUACAUCUAAAUAUGAUGGUGAUAUUAUGAAGGAUGGCAAAAUUUUUAACAGGGCCGAAAUUGAUAUGGAUACGGAAGUACGACUACUUCGAUAUUUUUGUUUACGCCUUGUAACAGAUGAAAAAUGUUCAAAAUUGUACUAUAAUACAGAAAACGCAAAAAUAUAUCAUGGCGAAGAAGAACAGGUUUUAGAAAUAGAUUCCGACUUAAUCCCAACGAUAGAAAUGUUGCAAAGUACAUAUCCAAAAUUUACAAACGUUCAAAGAUUAGUCGAGAAUAAUAAUUCCAAUAUGGCAACAAUACAAUUGGUCUCUGACUUAUGGGAACAUGGAUUACUAAUAACUAAUAAUUCACUCACUACUGGAACUGACGACUAAUUAUAUAAAAAUGACGAAUUUAUAUGUCUAUAAUGUAUAUGUUAUAUUAAAACGUUAAGUUUAAAAUUGAAUAAAGGAAUUAUAUUUAAACAGA